Messenger RNA from Aspergillus homomorphus CBS 101889, 1830 nucleotides. Its product is annotated as acetyl-CoA synthetase-like protein. Lineage: Eukaryota; Fungi; Ascomycota; Eurotiomycetes; Eurotiales; Aspergillaceae. The record is from RefSeq and is a predicted model, not a curated record. Gene Ontology annotation, biological process: secondary metabolite biosynthetic process; amino acid activation for nonribosomal peptide biosynthetic process. Gene Ontology annotation, molecular function: phosphopantetheine binding. The transcript is spliced from 5 exons. Gene Ontology annotation, cellular component: cytoplasm. The coding region runs from base 1 to 1830 and encodes 609 amino acids.
AUGAUCACCAGGAAGGACAGAGAGCAGAUUCAGACGUGGAACAAGGAGCAACCGCAACCCCAGCCUCGCCUGGUGCAUAAGGUGAUCGAAGAACAGGUGCUUCUCCAUCCAGAUUCUGAAGCCGUGCAUGCAUGGGAUGGCUCUCUCACAUACCGUGACCUUCAUCGAUAUUCCUCCCAAUUAGCACGGACGUUGCAAAUGGAGUAUCACGUUGGACCCGAGCGGCUGGUACCAGUACUAUUCGAGAAAUCGGUCUGGGCAGUAGUGGCAAUGCUGGGAGUCACGAUGGCCGAGGGUGGAUUCGUUCCUCUGGAUGUCUCCCAUCCGCUGGACCGAAUGAACGACAUUAUUGCGCAGUGCAAGGCAGACUUGGCUCUAGUCUCGUCAGAAACCUCAGGGACCCCUCUCUGUACGGCUUCUAAACUGACGCCAUUUACCUUCGAUAUGUUGACUCCCGGAAGCAAUAUAUCGGGAAGGGCGGCUCAACGGAACGACAGCGAUCUGACCGAAAGUCAUCAUGUCCAGCCGCAAAACGUCUUUUAUGUUAUCUUUACCUCCGGCAGUACUGGAAAACCGAAGGGUGUGGUCAUCCAGCACGAUCAAUUCUGCUCGGGCGUGUUAGGGCCCCGGCAAGAAGCCCUUCUCCGCUCGGAGCAGAGUCGAGAUAUUAUCACUACUCUGUUCUUCGGUGGAUGCGUCUGCAUUCCUUCGGAAAAUCAUCGCAUGAAUGAUAUUGCCGAGUUCAUCAACAAAUCAAGGGCCAACACCGCCCACAUCACGCCAUCCUUCGCGAAUACCCUUUCACCCCAGUUGGUCCCAGGCCUGAAGUACCUGCGUCUCGCUCUCGAGUUGAGGAAUGUCUACGGUCCCACCGAGACCUGCAUCACGGCCACAUGUAGUGGAACGGUUACCACGGCUUCAGACCCUAUUGAUAACGGUAGUGGGGUCGCGGCUCUCACUUGGAUUGUGAAUCCGGAUAACCAUCAUCAACUUACCCCCAUCGGCCUUGUGGGAGAACUGCUCGUAGAGGGCCCUCUAUUAGCCCGGGGGUACCUCGGAGAUGUCAACAAAACAAACGCAUCCUUCAUCAUUGAUCCGACAUGGGCACGUACCCCAGGGAAUUCAAAGAGCCCUCGCCGAUUCUACAAGACGGGCGAUCUUGAACGGUACAGCGAGACAGGAACCCUUCUCUACAUCGGCCGCAAAGACACACAGGUCAAGAUCUAUGGGCAACGGAUCGAAAUAGGUGAAAUUGAGGAUCACCUGAAAAGGGCCCUUCUACCCCAAACGAUUGAGAUGGCCGUCGAGGUGACGGGCCUACAGGCUGAUGCUCUCCAACGCAAACUCCUCGUUGCGUUCCUCUGUCUAGACGAUUCAUUCAACAAGGGUGACGCUGUUCUGAUGUCCUUGACGCCGGCCGUUAAGAAACGAGUCCAGGAGCUUACCUCUAACCUCGUUCUUUGCCUGUCUAAGACGCUCUCAGCCUAUAUGAUUCCUUCACGCUAUGUGCCUCUCCGCUCCAUGCCACGAACACUUGCUGGCAAGGCAGACCGGCGUAAGCUGCAGCACCUCCUCAACUCGAUGAGCACCGAAGACCUAUUGGCAUACUCGCUCGAGGGUGGGGAAAAGCAGCCUUUAGAAUCCGAAACCGAGUUUCAGCUCCAGAAACUCUGGGCCGAAGUUCUGAGCGUUGAUACGAUGAUGAUUGGGAGCCACGACAACUUUUUCCGUCUUGGUGGCGACUUGAUCACGGCCAUAAAGCUUGCGGCCGCGCUCCGUGAUGAAGUCAAUCAACUUACGGCUCACAGGCUGCCUAUGACUUACCGCUAG